Messenger RNA from Diospyros lotus (date-plum), 1462 nucleotides. RefSeq names its product histone deacetylase HDT1. The coding region runs from base 178 to 1104 and encodes 308 amino acids. The record is from RefSeq and is a predicted model, not a curated record. The transcript is spliced from 10 exons. Lineage: Eukaryota; Viridiplantae; Streptophyta; Magnoliopsida; Ericales; Ebenaceae.
GUUUCCCACUCUAAAACCCUAGCAGCGGAGUUCUCAUCAGCGAAGCCAGGCGGCAACGAGAACUCCUAUAAAACCCCCUUCAAAACCCUCCUCCUUUCUCGCUGUUCUUAACCUUCGCACCCCUGACCUUUCUUCCGCUGUCGCCGCAACCCUUGUUUCUUUAUCCCGCCAGCAUCUAUGGAGUUUUGGGGUGUUGAAGUCAAAGGUGGACAACCCCUUAAGGUCAAACCUGAAUUUAGCAGACUCAUACAUAUUUCCCAGGCAGCACUGGGCGAGGGAAAGAAGGAAAAGGGAAAUGAGCUUAUCCCUCUCCGUUUGAAUGUCAAUGGUGAGAAGUUCAUUGUGGGAUCACUUUCUGCAGACAGAUUUCCUCAAAUUACAUUUGAUUUGGUAUUUGAGAAAGAAUUUGAGCUGUCGCAUGACUGGAAAAAUGGGAGCAUCUACUUUUGUGGAUACGUGGCAGAUAAUCCUUUUACUGAAGAUGAAGAUGACUUUGAUUCAGAAGAAUCAGAUGAGGAUGAGGGGAUCCCUUCUGCCAUCGCUGCUAAUGGGAAAGUUGAACCUAAAGCUGAGGAAGGAAAACCAGCUGUAGCUAAAGGUAAAGAUGCUAAACCUGAAUCAUCUGCAAAGCCAAAGGCAGCUGUUGUGCGGCCAAAAAAAGAUGAGUCAGAUGAUGAUGAGUCAGGCGAGGAUGAGGAUGAAACUGAUGAUGACAAGGACAUGAUGGAUGCUUCAGAUGACAUUGGUGAUUCUGAGGAUGAAGAUGACUCAGAAGACGGCGAUGAUUCAGAGGAUGGAGAUGAGGAGACACCUAAGAAGGCUGACCCUGGCAAGAAGAGGCCCACUGGUUCUGCGACAAAGACACCUGUUCCUGCUAAAAAAUCCAAAAUAGAUACACCUCAGAAGACAGAUGGUAAGAAGGGUGGUGGUCACAUAGCGACUCCCCACCCAGCAAAGCAGGCAGGCAAAACUCCUGGCAGCAACAAGUCCAAGGAGCAGACGCCAAAGUCGGAUGGCAAAGUUACUUGCAAAUCCUGUAACAAGACAUUCAAUUCAGAUGGUGCUUUACAGUCUCACUCGAAGGCCAAGCAUGGCGGCAAGUAGAGAUGGAAACCUAAAUAUGCUGCAGCGGAAGAGUAUUAUUUAUUGUGUUUGGAGAAUGGAAUUGAACACAGGAUCGGUUUUAUUUUAAUUUUUUUUUUUUGGUGGGGUUGGUAGGAUUUUCAACACAAGACAGAAAGCUUGAGGUUGCCAUUGCCAUUUGCCUUGUGAUGCUACUACCAGCGGACCCGUAUUUCUUCAAUCCACUAAACCUGUGAUACCUUAUUGCUAUUUUCCUUUCCAAGUUUUGGUAGGUUUUGGCGUUUGGGAGUGCUCUAAAGGCGUUGCAAUGGACUAGCUGUUCGUGACGUAUCUGUUUAAUUUAAAUCCUUUAUGCUCGUAUUGAGUUUUCUGUUUUUAA